Balaenoptera ricei (Rice's whale) is the source of this 3728-nucleotide messenger RNA. Its product is annotated as basic proline-rich protein-like. The record is from RefSeq and is a predicted model, not a curated record. The transcript has 3 exons. The coding region runs from base 2720 to 3658 and encodes 312 amino acids. NCBI's taxonomy places the organism in Eukaryota, Metazoa, Chordata, Mammalia, Artiodactyla, Balaenopteridae.
GUGUACCAACCGGCACAUGAUUCUCAUUGAAACCCCAGCUGGGCUGUGGUUCCUGCCACCCUUGUAUCAGCCUGGGGAGGGGAUUCUGCAGGUGCUCUGCCAGCAGGCUGGUAGCAGGCAACCUUGGCUUGUGUCCUAGGGGCCUGGGAACAGGGCUCCAGCCCUCUGCCCUCAUGUGGCUCCCAUCUCCUGCCUGCUGCCCCAGUGUCCGGCUAUGCCCUCCUCCCACCCCCUGUACCCGGCAGAGGUCUAGGCCCCGCCUCCUGUGGGCUCUGCCUCUGGGUUUCUCAAUGCCAGGAUGGAAGGACUGUGGGAGGGACAGGAAGAGUCCCUGGGGCCACUUGGAUUCCCUGUCCCAUCUCAUGCCUGCCGGACCCUGAGGCUGGCACUGUUAGGGGUUAGGUAUGGCAAGUCAGGAGAGGCUGGUCUGCCUCUGGCCUGAGGCGGGCCUGAAGCUUCCCUGCCCCUCCCAUUGGCAGCUGCCUCUGGGCCGCCCCGCGCUGGCCCCGGCAGAAGCAGGCAGCCUGUCCCUCUGGCCACAGAUGCGGGCUUCCCGUGUACACGAGGGCGAAAUAAGAGCACAGCAUCUGGGCCAGACUGUGGCCUGUCCCUGACCCACCAGUGGGGAGCAACGUGCGUCCACUUCUCUCCCUGGAGGGGAGGCGGUGAGGGUCGCCAGGGUCCAUUUGUGAAUCCAUCCGUGGGUUCCUUCCUGAGCCACCCCGUCCGCUCACGGGCCCCCAGUAGAUCCUCACAGGGCCGCUGGACGGGCUGCCGCUGCCGCCUGCACAGGGCCCUUCGAGGUUCUGGACGGGCUUUCCAAGGAGGCCAGGUGUAGCUGCGUGUUGAGGAGCGAAGGCCAAGGGGGAAGGGUAUUCCGGGCAGGAAAGACAGCACAGCAAGGUUUGAGAUGCAGGGAACAGCCGGUAGUCCCUGCAGCUUGGCUGAGGGGUGGGAGAAGGCAGCUGCGGGCGUGGUGCGGGCGAGAGAGCUGGAAACCAGGACUCCAGAGCUACAGCCCGCUGGCUGGGAGAGGGGGACCCUCCCCUCUGAGCAGGAGCCUUCCCACCUGAUGCUGCACCUUUGCUGCUGGUCCGGGUCACCCUCCCCCAUGGGAGAAACUCCGCCUGCACCCUGGCUGCCUGCCUCUGCAAUCUCCUGUCCUGCGUCUGGUCUUCCGUCUUUGCGGCUCUCUCCUGUCUGGCCGGUCUCUCUGCCCCUUUGUCCCCUGCCUUUCUGGUUCCAGUAGGUGUCUGUCUGUCACUCCUCUUCAUCCUGACAUCCAGCCGGUCAAUACCUCCAGGAAGCACCGUCCCCCAACUCAGACCGUUGUGCUGGACUGUGCAUCCCUCACUGCCUGGCGUGGCCCUCAGCAGGACACAGGGUCUCCACUCACCAGGCACUGACCACACUUGGGUGCCACCCUGGCUCUUCCAGCUUUCUCUUUCCUCCCGGAGAUGGGCAGGGCCUGGCCGAAAGAGGUGGCUUUGGGGCUGUCCUGGAGGGGAGGGACCGAAGGUGUGGAUCAGCUCCACCGCAUCCCCCUCUUCUGCAGGUGCCUACCGGCCCCCUCCUCUGUUCGUCUGGCGCCCCCUGGUGGCUUCAGCCUAUGUCUUGGCAGGUGUCCAGGCCCUGGACCGGGCUCCCUCCUCCCAGCGUUCCCCAGGCCGGAGGAUACGCCCAUGGCCCCUGUUGCCCUGAGGCCUCACCAGGCUGGCUCCUCCUGGUCUCCUGCAGCCUCCUGAGCCCUUCCGUUGUCACCUGGGCCUCUGUAGUUGCCCCUGUCUGGAGGUGCAAACCCCUCUCCCCAUCCUUCGGGUCUCUGUACAGAUAAACCCCCCGCCCCCCCACCCCGCCCCUCCGAUCUAGUGCACUCUCUGUCACAGGGUAACCUCCCAGGGUGCAGAGAGCUGACCCGACUCGGGACACGCCGCCUGCACUGAGCCUACCCCCGGAGGAGCUCAGACGGGCUGCUGAGGGCGGCUGGGCCCCGGGCAGGAGGAAGGCUGAGUAAUGAGGGAGGAGGGAAGCCAGGGGUCAGCGGCCGCAGCUGCCGUCCAAGCCGCCAGCGGCCGCCACCCUACGAACUGGCCCUGCUGAGCCCCUUCCCCAAACUCUCACUUAAUCAUACCGCCUGGCGGCGCCGGCGGCGCCGGCUAACCGGCAGAGUGUGGGCCCUGCCCGGGGGCUGGUGGGUGGGCACACAGCCAGCGGACUCAAACCUGGGCGCCUCCCGGCCUCGGCCUCACCUGAGGCGGCGAUCGGGGCCCGGGCUGGACGCCGCCUCCUUCCCAGCGGCGGGCCCGGGUCCAGCAGCGACGUCCCGCCGUGAAACGCCCAUUGUCUGCUGAGGCCGAGGGGGAGGGGACGGCCGUAGCCUGAGACCGGACACCAGGAGGCCGGGGCUGGGGGAAGGGGCCGCCCUGCCCCGUCCUCUUCCCCUCCCCCACCGGGACGGCCAGACACCUGUGACUCCGGGCCGCCUGGCGGCCGGCGCUCGACUGUUCGAUGCGCUUCCCACACAAGCGGGGUACCCUCGAGGUCCCGGCGGUGGGGACAGGCGGACCGCGCGCUCCGCGGGACCAGCCGAAGCGCCGCCGGCCGCGAGACCCGACAUUAAAGGGCCAGGGAAGCACCUGGAGGGGCGCAACCACACCGCCGUGUACUUGGGGGCACCCCCAGUGUGUGUUGUGUGACCGAGGGGCAAGUUUUGCAUUGCAUGAAGGCGUGCAGUGUGUAUGCACGCAGUGCCUGGGUCGCGCCAGCAGGAGCAGAGACAUUGACACGCACACGCGGUAACACGCAGACCGCAGCCCAGAACCGGGUCCUUCGUGCAGGCCGAUCCCCCCUGCGGGGACACAGACAGACCCUCGGACACUCCGCCGCGCCGCCGCUCACACGCACAGCCCAGCCCAGCCCAGCCGGGUGGGAGCGGGAGGGGACCCUGUCCCGCCCUACUCUCGCCCACCUACUCGCCCCCACUCCCCAGCCCCCCACCCCGCCCUCACACCUGCCUUCUCUCCAGCUCCAGCCUCCGCUCCCCCUCAUCUCCUACCCCGACCCCGGCCCCCAUCCCGACCCUGCACCCUCCCCAGCCCCAGCGCCCCACCUCUGCGCCCUCCCCGGCCCCCGCUUCCUUCCAGCCCCGGUCCCCCCAGCCGUCCUCCAGCGCCCGCAGCCCCUGCGUUCUCUUUUGUGCCGUCGCCCUCCCGUCCUCAUCCGCCCGACCCUCCUUGCGGCGGGAGCCGCGACUCCCCGCGGACGCUGGGGUCCCCGGAGGCGUCUUCCUUUGUCUCUGCUCCCCGCCCUCCCUCCGCGGCGCCCCUCGCCCCUCGCUCACCGCCUCAGCCCCGGCCUGGGCGCGGGGAGCGGGCGCGGCCCUCCGCGGCCGGCUCUUUAUUCUCUCCCUCCGGAGGCGCGCUCGCUCCUCCCGCUCGCAGCCGGCGCCGCUCCCGCCUCCGCCGGGGACCGAGCAGCCGGGACCCGCCGAGUCCCGGGCGAGGGGCCGCUCGCCGCCCUUCCCACUCGGACCGGCUUCUCCUGGGCAGCCAGGCGGGCAGGAUCCGGGGCUGCGGGACCCCCCGAGGCUGGCUCCGGGAAGACUGAGCCCAGCGGGAGCCCCGCGGAGAGCUGCCGGCGCCUCUGGCCCAGGCGCUGACCGGUGUGGACAGCAGGGGUGGUGCUGGCCCUCGGGUCCUCCUCCGCCUCCCUCCGAGCCCAAACUUGGG